Drosophila navojoa is the source of this 433-nucleotide messenger RNA. RefSeq lists its product as uncharacterized. Lineage: Eukaryota; Metazoa; Arthropoda; Insecta; Diptera; Drosophilidae. The record is from RefSeq and is a predicted model, not a curated record. Gene Ontology annotation, molecular function: chitin binding.
AAUCGAACACUGCCAUCGAGCGCACGCACGGGAACAGUAUAAAUAUGCUUGCAGAAUGCCAGCCAAUGCAACAUUUCCAUUCGAGAGACGCAACAAAAUGCAUUCAGCCACCGUUCUGAGCUUCCUGCUGCUGGGCAUCUUUGUCACGCUGGCCACGGCCUACAACGGCCAAGACAUCUAUGCGGAGCCCAACUGCGACGUCGUUCAGGAUCACUCGCGCAAGUUCCGUGACAUCUCCGAUCCCACGCACUACUGGGUCUGCCCGGAGGGCCAGGAGAAGGCCGACUACAUUCAGUGCCCCGACAACUACGCCUUCAUGGAGCCGGAGCAGGCCUGCGUCGUCUGGGAGGAGUGGAAGUGGAUCGAGCCAUACACCAAAUAAAUGAAAGCAUUUGCGAUCUAACCUUGUCGUAAAUCGAAAAUAGCGCAAAAA